UGUGAAAAACUGAAACUCGUCACUGAACCGCUGUCGGCGUUGUAGUAGGAGUUCUUCAAAUCUUGCAUCACUGCCCUGGACAAUACGAGAAGAUAAGUGGAGAACACUGUGCAUAUUCUAUAGUACGUUUAAUCAUAGUAUGCUAUUAAUGUAGUGACGUGUUAUAUUUUUUAAACCAAACAAAUAAGGAAUUAAUCCCGGAGAUUGGCUGAAAACGUACAAAUAUCUUAGGAAGGUAAGAUGAUGCAGGAUGAGCAUCUGAGUGGUCCAGGGAGACAAAAUGUUUUCAGUCAAGCAAUAGGAAGAAUAUCACAAAUAUAUCAAAGAUAUUUGGAUCUGUGGACACCUCAUGUAAUAUCAAGGUGGACAUUCGCAGUGUUACUAUUAUUUGUUUUUACACUGCGUAUAGUUUUUACACAAGGAUGGUAUAUUGUCACAUACGCAUUAGGAAUUUAUCACUUGAAUUUAUUUAUAGCAUUCCUUACACCAAAAAUUGAUCCUGCAAUGGAUUUUGAUGAUGGAGAGGGUCCAGAGUUACCCACUAGAUCUAACGAGGAAUUUAGGCCAUUUAUUAGGAGGUUACCAGAAUUUAAAUUCUGGUAUUCUGUAAUGAAAUCUACGGUCAUGGCAAUGAUAUGCACUAUGUUUGAUUGCUUUAAUAUACCGGUGUUCUGGCCGAUAUUAGUUAUGUAUUUCAUAACAUUAUUUUGCAUUACCAUGAAACGUCAAAUAAAGCAUAUGAUCAAAUACAGAUACCUGCCCUUCACUCAUGGCAAACCAAAGUACCAGAAUCACGAGGAUACUUCGAGGAGUCCGCUUUUGGAAAUUUGAGAGUGGUAUCUCGUAGCAUUUACAAAAA
Messenger RNA from Colletes gigas, 859 nucleotides. Its product is annotated as protein RER1. Bases 241 to 831 code for a protein of 196 amino acids. Lineage: Eukaryota; Metazoa; Arthropoda; Insecta; Hymenoptera; Colletidae. Gene Ontology annotation, biological process: protein retention in ER lumen; retrograde vesicle-mediated transport, Golgi to endoplasmic reticulum. Gene Ontology annotation, cellular component: Golgi membrane. The record is from RefSeq and is a predicted model, not a curated record. The transcript is spliced from 7 exons.